AUGCUACAACUGCCAAGAAAUCGGUCACAAGGCCUUCUCAUGCAAGAAACCGCAGACCUGCGGUUUCGCAAGAGGGGUAUCAACAUCUUGACCGCGACAAGCUUAGGGAGAGUCCUUGGAACCGCCAGUGCGAACGCUCAAGUCGGUAACAUAUGCAAGAGAGAUGGCAUACUUCCGCCCUGGCAAGCCGGACACGUGAGCUCCUUCGAGGAUCCUGCCAAAGUCGAGAAGGACCCGGUGCGCCGGAGAGCCCUCAAGGACUUUCGAGCAAAACAGACAGCUGCUGUGGAGGGAGAACCACGAAAGCAACGUAGCCAGAGUGACAGCUCGGAAGGACAGCUGGGCCUAUCGGAUGCGAGCGAGCAGCGUCUGCAGCGGCUAGAGGUCAUGAUGAUUGACCUGGCGGAAACGCAAAAGACCAUGAACAAGACCAUGACCAAGACAAUGGCCACUAUGGCAGAGAUGUUCGAACGAUUUAUGCGAGCGAACAUGACGUCUCUCGAGGCAUCCGGCAAAUAA
Molecule: messenger RNA, 519 nt
Organism: Hirsutella rhossiliensis
Lineage: Eukaryota; Fungi; Ascomycota; Sordariomycetes; Hypocreales; Ophiocordycipitaceae
Exons: 2
Coding region: 1-519 (172 amino acids)
Source: RefSeq, a predicted model, not a curated record